AUGACCAAGGUUAUCCUCUCCAUUAACGCGGGGUCGAGCUCCGUCAAGAUCUCCGUGUACACGGCUAAGCACCGCGAGCCCCCGAAGCAGCUUGCCGAAGCCCAGAUUAGCGGGUUGACGGCACCACCGGCGCAACUCUCGUACUUGCGGGGCGAUGUACAGGUUCUUGACCACCAAGAGGUAAAAGAGAAUGUCGAAACCCAGGAUGACGCUUUCAAAGUUUUGCUCGAUACCUUCACCGGCGACCAGGAACUGCCCGAAUUAUCUUCUAAAGGCGACAUAUCGGUUGCUUGUCACCGAGUUGUCCACGGAGGCGACUACACAACUUCCAAGAUUAUCACGCAAGAGACUUACCACCACCUAGAGCUGCUAACAGAUCUGGCACCGCUUCACAACGCCAACUCGCUUCGCAUCAUCAAAUCAUGUAUGGACGAACUGCCCAGCGCCCUCAAUGUCGCCUACUUCGACUCACAGUUCCACUCAACACUACCCGCGCACGUCUGCACCUAUCCGAUCGACCAGGAGAUCGCUAAGAACAACCAGCUGCGCAAAUACGGCUUCCAUGGCAUCAGCUACUCCUUCAUCACUCACUCCGUCGCCAAGUACCUCGGCAAGGACCCGGCGGACCUCAACAUCAUCGCCCUGCACCUGGGUAGCGGCGCCAGCGCGUGCGCCAUCAAGGGCGGCCGCAGCUGGGACACGAGCAUGGGCUUAACGCCGCUGGCGGGGCUUCCGGGAGCGACGCGCAGCGGCAGCGUAGACCCGAGCCUGGUGUUCCACUACGCAAGCGACGUGGGUAAAAUGUCGCCGUCAUCGACUAAGGAGCUGCACAUCUCGGUGGCCGAGGAAAUUCUCAACAAGCAGAGCGGGUGGAAGGCCUUGACGGGCACCACCAAUUUCGGCAAGAUCGCGACCUCGGACCGGCCCGAGUGCCGACUGGCCUUUGACCUGUUCGCGGACCGCGUGAGCGCUUUUGUCGGCUCAUAUUACGUAUCCCUAGCCGGCAAGGUAGACGCGCUGGUCUUCGCGGGCGGUAUCGGUGAGAAGAGCGAUAAGCUGCGCGCGGCCGUCGCAGGGCAGGCCGCGUGCCUUGGUUUCGGGAUCGACCCUGUGCUCAACGCGGCCAAGAUCUCAAAUGUUGUGCAGGACGUAGGCGCUAAGAACGCCAGGCACCGGACUCUCGUGUGCCGCACAGACGAGCAGUACGAGAUGGCAAGGGGGUGCGCCGACAACGACGAGCUGUGGUGA
Daldinia childiae is the source of this 1248-nucleotide messenger RNA. Its product is annotated as putative acetate kinase. Lineage: Eukaryota; Fungi; Ascomycota; Sordariomycetes; Xylariales; Hypoxylaceae. The transcript has a single exon. Gene Ontology annotation, biological process: acetate metabolic process; phosphorylation. The coding region runs from base 1 to 1248 and encodes 415 amino acids. The record is from RefSeq and is a predicted model, not a curated record. Gene Ontology annotation, molecular function: acetate kinase activity.